This is a messenger RNA of Ficedula albicollis (Collared flycatcher), 335 nucleotides long. RefSeq names its product eukaryotic translation initiation factor 3 subunit K. The annotation marks the transcript as partial. The transcript is spliced from 3 exons. The record is from RefSeq and is a predicted model, not a curated record. Gene Ontology annotation, cellular component: eukaryotic translation initiation factor 3 complex; cytoplasm. Gene Ontology annotation, biological process: regulation of translational initiation. NCBI's taxonomy places the organism in Eukaryota, Metazoa, Chordata, Aves, Passeriformes, Muscicapidae. Gene Ontology annotation, molecular function: ribosome binding; translation initiation factor activity.
ACGUCAUUUCCGGGAGAGCCGCGAACAUGGCGCUGUUCGAGCAGAUGCGAGCGAACGUGGGGAAACUGCUGCGGGGCAUCGACCGGUACAACCCCGAGAACCUGGCCACGCUGGAGCGCUACGUGGAGACUCAGGCCAAGGAGAACGCCUACGACCUGGAGGCCAACCUGGCCGUGCUGAAGCUGUACCAGUUCAACCCCGCCUUCUUCCAGACCGGCGUGACGGCGCAGAUCCUGCUCAAGGCGCUCACCAACCUGCCCCACACCGACUUCACCCUCUGCAAGUGCAUGAUCGACCAGGCGCACGUAUCCCCGGGGGGAGAAUUCCCGGGGGGA